AUUUCACCAUUGCCAUGAGCAGGUUCUGUUUGGAAGUCUCUCAAAUUUCAUUUUUAAAUCUAAGGUCUCAAAUUCUUAAGUCUCCACAUUCACAAAUGCACAAACCCUUAACUCUCACGUUUUACUAUUUCCAAGAGGUACAUUAAAUCUCUAAUCGCUAAAGAACCAAGAUGCAGCCUACGUAAGCAAUAAUCUUCACGUUGCAGCAAUUUAACAUCCGUCCGAAUGCAAUAGCCAAAAGAAUCUGAAGAAAUCCCGAAAUGGCGAAAGCAUAUGAUGGAACUAAACGUAGCGUUUGUCAACGGCAAUUGGAGUGAGGCCUGGCGAUUAGCAGACGAAAUCUUCACGCUUUUUAGAAAACCCGUCUCGAGUUAAAGGUGUCCAUUCGCCAAAGCGACUGUUUAGUCCAACAAAAACAUCAGGAUGGAAACAAUCACUCCAAACUAGCUUCAAAAUGUUCACACUGAAACUUCUACUCUUCGCUCUUUCGUCGAGCUUCUUAGAAGCCAAUUUGGACCUUGAAGAAAAUCCUACCGAGGACUCUAUAAAGUUCUUCGAGGACGAUCAAUUUUCCGUACAGUCGACAACCACGGAGUCCACAACCAUAGAAGCCUACAAGUUGACAGUGUCCAUAACGGACAACAACGUCUCCAGAGAGUUUAAGCCUAGUAUACACCUGGGUGAAAUCAAGGAGUCUCGGAUCAGUCCCUUCAACAACCUCCAUCACAUCAGGUUCGAUAACGAGGUGGAUCCCACGUCCUAUCACCAAGUGAACAGCCUUGGGGUCGUCUACCAACCCGAAUACCCGACCCAGGUUCAUCAGGUGUCUCUCCAGGGUUCGUCAGAAGCCUCGGACGAAGACAGAAGACAAGUGCACGUGAAGUUCCAGGAUUACCCUGCAAAUGUACCCAAGGUUUAUUACGGGGACUUAGUUCAGAACCAAGGAUAUCAGCUGCCUGGGAAUGUGGGCUACGAUCUCGUGGAUCAACAGGUGUUUCAGAAUGUGGAGAAGCCAGAUCAGAACUCGAACUAUAAACCUUCGAAGCAGGAGUUUCAGGGAUUUUCGAAUGAUCCACUGAGGAUGCAGUAUGGAUACCAGGAUCAGGCUUAUGAGGGUCUCAACGCGAUUAGGAAACCGUUCGAUGGGGCUGUUUAUGUUCAGGAGGCGUCGUUUGUUAGGACCAAGAAGUUUCCGUAUCCUUUUCUACACCCACCUGUUGGAUAUCAGGAGGUCGAACAGCAUUCGAGCUAUCCUGUUAGAGAAAGGUGAUUUCUGUAGCUUUUCAUUUUUUGCUUCGUGGAAUUUUAGUGGAUUCUAUUUUU
Messenger RNA from Megachile rotundata (alfalfa leafcutting bee), 1323 nucleotides. RefSeq lists its product as uncharacterized. NCBI's taxonomy places the organism in Eukaryota, Metazoa, Arthropoda, Insecta, Hymenoptera, Megachilidae. The record is from RefSeq and is a predicted model, not a curated record.